GAUAUCCCAAAUAUUUUGUUUAAAUUUGUAAACAAAUUGAGGAUAUUCUAUACUGUAAAGGACAAAAACACUGUUUCGCAGAAUUGAUUCCACCUUCAGUUAGUGUAAAUGAUUUAUGCAGUGCGUUAACUUAGUUGAAGUACGUUUAAUACUACGGUUAUUCUUAAGCAAUACUAAUAUACAGCUGGUAAAAGUGCAGACUGUUUCCACGGCCCGAUUCCCGCCAGCCGCCGACCGUAAUAUACAAGGAAGAAAUUCACUGUGGAUGGUGACCCUAAAAAGUGGAUAAUUAUAAACUGAAAAAUUUGCAGCUCUGCAAAGCACCUCCAUAAUAAGCUGUAUCUCAGGCAAACAUGGCUGUCCGCCUGGGACGUUUAAAAAAAGAAUGCCAACAGUUGCUUGAAUCCCCUCCUGUUGGAGUUUCUUGUUGGCCUGAAGCAGAUGAUCUCACUACUUUCACAGCAGUUAUCUUUGGUGAAGAAGGCACUGUAUAUGAUGGUGGUGUGUUCAAGCUGGAAGUUGAAGUUCCAGAGAAAUAUCCGUUCCAGCCACCAAAUGUACGCUUCAUUACAAAAAUAUACCACCCCAACAUAGACUCUGUUGGACGUAUUUGUCUUGAUGUUUUAAAAUUACCGCCUAAUGGUAGUUGGCGGCCCAUGCAUAACCUUUCCAGUGUAUUAACAUCAGUUCGGCUUCUUAUGGCAAGUCCAAAUCCAAACGAUCCCUUGAUGACUGAUAUUGCAGAAGAAUACCAAUUCAAGAAGACCCAGUAUGAAGCAACGGCUCGUGAAUGGACUUUGAAGUUUGCCAAGAGUGAAGAUCAGUGUGAAAAAUUGUCAAGAGCUGGAAGCUCAAAAUCAGAGAAGCGACCCCUGGAAUCAGAAGAGAAAGAGGAAGGGAAGUCCUUAAAUAAAAAAACAAAAUCCUGAAGACUUGUAUGCCACCGAGUUAUUGUAAUUUAGGAAUAUUUGUUAUAUUUUUUAUAACCUGUUUCUUUUACUGUAAGAAUUUUAGUAAUAUGCACGUGAAGAAGAAUGUUCCAUGUGUACAUUAUGAUUAAAUUAUUAUUUUUUAAAUGAACUGAUAUACAUUACUAUAGAUUUAUUGAUUUAAAAAAUAUUUCCCUCAAAUUUCCAGUAUUCUUAGUUGUGUUUUUUUCUAGGUUUUCUCACUGACUCACUGCAUAAGCAACAAGACUGAACUAUGUUAAAAGAUGUAAGAUUAAAAUAUAGAAUGAUCCCACUUAUCA
Messenger RNA from Macrobrachium nipponense, 1249 nucleotides. RefSeq names its product ubiquitin-conjugating enzyme E2 T-like. Lineage: Eukaryota; Metazoa; Arthropoda; Malacostraca; Decapoda; Palaemonidae. Bases 354 to 929 code for a protein of 191 amino acids. The record is from RefSeq and is a predicted model, not a curated record. The transcript is spliced from 6 exons.